Messenger RNA from Paecilomyces variotii, 468 nucleotides. RefSeq names its product putative nascent polypeptide-associated complex subunit beta. The transcript has 3 exons. The record is from RefSeq and is a predicted model, not a curated record. Lineage: Eukaryota; Fungi; Ascomycota; Eurotiomycetes; Eurotiales; Thermoascaceae. The coding region runs from base 1 to 468 and encodes 155 amino acids. Gene Ontology annotation, cellular component: nascent polypeptide-associated complex; cytosol.
AUGGAUCAGGCAAAGCUGGCUAGACUCCAGGCGAGCGUGCGGAUUGGUACAGGCAAGGGUACCCCCCGCCGCAAGACCAAGAGAGUCCACAAGUCGUCCGGCGCCGACGACAAGAAGCUCCAGACCACCCUGAAGAAGAUGAACGUUCAGCCCAUCCAGGCUAUCGAGGAGGUUAACAUGUUCAAGGAGGACGGCAACGUCAUCCACUUCUCUGCUCCUAGAGUCCACGCUUCCGUCCCCUCCAACACAUUCGCCCUCUACGGUAACGGUGAGGAGAAGGAACUGACCGAGCUCGUCCCCGGUAUCCUCAACCAGCUCGGCCCCGACAGCCUCGCAUCCCUCCGCAAGCUCGCUGAGAGCUACCAGAACCUCCAGAAGAAGGAGGGUGCUGAGAAGAAGGAGGACGAUGAUGAGGAUGACAUCCCCGACCUGGUCGAGGGUGAGAACUUCGAGAGCAAGGUUGAGUAA